Messenger RNA from Xenia sp. Carnegie-2017, 1419 nucleotides. RefSeq names its product protein Wnt-4-like. Gene Ontology annotation, molecular function: cytokine activity; frizzled binding. Bases 94 to 1152 code for a protein of 352 amino acids. NCBI's taxonomy places the organism in Eukaryota, Metazoa, Cnidaria, Anthozoa, Malacalcyonacea, Xeniidae. Gene Ontology annotation, biological process: neuron differentiation; multicellular organism development; canonical Wnt signaling pathway. The transcript is spliced from 4 exons. The record is from RefSeq and is a predicted model, not a curated record. Gene Ontology annotation, cellular component: extracellular region.
UGAAGAAAUAGUGCUUAUUUUACGGAAAUCAAUUCCACAUUGCCAUUUUUCUUUGAUAGAAUCUAUUGUGUAGUGCCGCGGUCCAUCUAAACCAUGCAUCUGUUGUCAGUGUUGCUGAUAAGCUUCCUUCUUCAUUUUGUUACUCCUGUUAGAUGGAUGUCCAUCGCUUUGAGUGGUACAACGUUUGAAAAUGAAAACAUGUGUCACAUUUUAAAAGGAUUGAACAAAAAACAAGUUCGUGUUUGUAGAAGAAAUGUUGAACUGAUGAAUAGCGUUAAGAAAGGAGCUGAAAUAGCGAUAGCAGAAUGUCAGCAUCAAUUUCAAUAUCGUAAAUGGAAUUGUUCUACAGUAAACAAAAACAACGAACCUGUGUUUGGAAAUGCACUGAAUAAAGGCACAAGAGAAAGUGCGUUUGUCAGUGCACUUUCUGCAGCGUCUGUCUCUUACUCUGUAACGAAAGACUGCACAUCUGGACAACUAAAAAGUUGUUCGUGUGAUACAUCAUUGAAAAGAAAGCAACCUCAACUUAACGAAGAGAAUUGGCGCUGGGCUGGAUGUAGUGACAAUGUCAACUUUGGAAAUAGUUUUUCAAAAAGUUUUCUCGAUGCUCGAAUACGUGAACGACAAGACUUCAGUCGUGCAAGACUUCUUAUGAAUAUACACAAUAACGAGGCCGGACGGACAAUAUUGUUAAAUAAAAUGAUAAAAACGUGCAAAUGUCAUGGUGUGAGCGGUACUUGUGCUUUGAAGACGUGUUGGAGACAACUACCCUCCAUAAGAACUGUUGGUGAUGUAUUGAAAGAUAAAUUUGAUGGGGCGAGCUUCGUUAAAGAGACUAGAACUGGAGGAAGGCGUAUCUUAGUACCAAAAUACGAUAAAUUAAAACCACCUACAAUUUCAGAUCUAGUUUAUCUUGAAGCAUCGCCUAACUUCUGUCAACUGAACAAGCAGACGGGAUCAUUAGGCACAAAAGGACGUCAAUGUAAAAUCAAGUCACGCGCAAUUGAUGGUUGUGAUUUGCUUUGUUGUGGCCGAGGUUAUACUUCACGAAAAGUUCUUGUUUAUGAAAAAUGUGACUGUAAAUUUAUAUGGUGCUGUUAUGUUCGUUGUAAAUCCUGUCAAAGGACUUUGACUGUGCACACUUGCCUUUAACCUAACUAACCAUAAAUUAUUAAACUUUUAUCUAUGUGCCAAAUUAUACCUAUCCCAUCCUAUCCUCAUUGAUCCAACCUUGGCCUUGAUCUACAAUAUGUCAAUAAACAAACUUUUGAUUUGAUCUUAUCUUAAUGUUAAUUUCUUGUGGUGCAUUAUGUAAUUAUUAUAUUAAAUAAGCUUUUCAUUGACCAAACAUGAGAUGAAACAAAGAUCAUACAAAAUGACAAAAUAAACUUUAUUAAACGCAAUAUAUUUAUCACAACA